UAACAUUCUCACGCUUCUUUUUUCAUUUUCACAUUUCCAUUCUCAUUCAACCGACGCGGCGCAGUAACAUGACCAUGGAAUCUCUCAGCAAUGACUUUAAAGACAAGGCUGAAUUGAACAAGCCUGAGCUGCAUGGCCAGCAGCAACAGUCAGAGCAACCAGGCUCUGAGGCCAGCCCUGCCUCUUCAGGGAAGAAGAACAAGAAGAAGAAAAAGACCGCUACGGCCACUGACAGUAAUGAGAUUAAGGAAGAAAAGGCCAAUGGCGAUAAAGCAGAGGAUGAUGACGACGAAGAUGAUGACGAUGAAGAAGAAGGCGCUAACACAACAGAGGCUACCGCAACAAAAAAGAAGAAGAAAAAGAACAACAAAAAGAAGAAGAAGACCACACAAACGGAGCCCCCGACAAUCCCAGUCUCCAAAAUCUUCUCCAACAAGAUUUAUCCAGAGGGAGAAAUCUGUGAUUACAAAGAAGACAAUCUUUGGAGGACGACCAAUGAGGAGAAACGUUAUCUGGAGCGCCAGAACUUUGAUCAGUACAAUGAUGUCCGCAGAGCCUCUGAGGUCCAUCGUCAGGUCCGUCAGUAUGCGCGUCGUAACAUCAAACCUGGCAUGUCCAUGAUCGAGAUCUGUGAGAUGAUUGAGAACGGUACCCGCAAUCUGGUAGAGGCCAAUGGAAUGGAAGCUGGAAUCGGAUUCCCUACAGGAUGCUCAUUGAAUCAUUGUGCAGCCCAUUACACACCCAACACUGGCGAUAAGACUGUGAUUCAGUAUGGUGAUGUUUGCAAGAUCGAUUUUGGUGUUCAUGUCAAUGGAAGAAUCAUUGAUUCUGCUUUUACCUUGACAUUCGAUCCUGUUUAUGAUAACCUGCUUGCUGCUGUCAAGGAUGCUACAAAUACAGGAAUUCGUGAGGCUGGUAUCGAUGUGAGACUCUGCGAUAUUGGAGCUGCUAUUCAAGAAGUCAUGGAGUCGUAUGAAGUUGAAAUUGAAGGCAAAACAUAUCAAGUCAAGCCCAUUCGUAAUCUUAACGGACACUCAAUUGAUCCAUACAAGAUCCAUGCAGGAAAAUCAGUUCCUAUUGUCAAAGGUGGAGAUCAAACCAAGAUGGAGGAAGGUGAAUACUUUGCUAUUGAGACUUUCGGAAGUACAGGACGUGGAUAUGUUCAUGAGGACAUGGAAUGCUCGCACUAUGCUCGUGUUUACGACGUUCAACACGUUCCACUCCGUUUGCCAAGGGCUAAGACGCUAUUGAACACGAUCAACAAGGAGUUUGGAACGCUCCCAUUCUGUAGAAGAUACUUGGAUCGCAUCGGCGAACAAAAAUAUGUGCUUGCCUUGCGUAACCUGGUCGAAGUCGGAAUUGUAGAUGCAUAUCCACCCCUGGUAGACACCAAGGGCUCAUAUACUGCUCAAUAUGAGCAUACGAUUGUGCUCAAACCCACACAGAAAGAAGUACUUAGUCGUGGUGAAGAUUAUUAAGCACAUCUCUUGCUAAAGUUGUCACUAAAAGAAAUAC
Lobosporangium transversale is the source of this 1515-nucleotide messenger RNA. Its product is annotated as peptidase M24, structural domain-containing protein. The transcript is spliced from 6 exons. Bases 69 to 1478 code for a protein of 469 amino acids. Lineage: Eukaryota; Fungi; Mortierellomycota; Mortierellomycetes; Mortierellales; Mortierellaceae. Gene Ontology annotation, biological process: proteolysis. Gene Ontology annotation, molecular function: metalloaminopeptidase activity. The record is from RefSeq and is a predicted model, not a curated record.